Molecule: messenger RNA, 1865 nt
Organism: Ogataea polymorpha
Lineage: Eukaryota; Fungi; Ascomycota; Pichiomycetes; Pichiales; Pichiaceae
Exons: 2
Coding region: 57-1865 (602 amino acids)
Cellular component (GO): membrane
Source: RefSeq, a predicted model, not a curated record
GUGUAAUUUCAUUAUCAAUUUCAGAUACGGAAUUAAUUAAAAUUCCACUCUUUUCUAUGGAUUCCCUGCGACUUUCGCAGAUAGAUGAGGCGUCCCUGUCGUCGCUGUCGUUGCGGUCGCUUGACUCUGAUCCCCUGUCGACAAGCCAGCAUGUCCGGUCGUACCACCCUCCGGACGAGGCAAAAACAAGACAGAACUCCACUGCGUCUGUGCCGGCGCCCUGGCCAGCCAACGAGUCAAAAUCGCCAGACUUGCACCCACGUCGCAGCUCUGGGUUUCGCAGACGCGCAUCUACGCUUACGUCCUGGCUAAAACGUGCCGUUUCUGAUGAGGGGUUGCAGGAACCGGCCAGCCGACGACUCACCAGACAGUUCACCCAACAGACGUCGCCUGGAACGUCGCCAUUUUACGUGGAUGGCUUGAUUCCCAGCUCUGCCAACGACGCCAAUGAGGAGGUCAUUUCUGCGGUGCUGAACAGCGACGACUCGGACACAGAAAGCGACCAUGACGACGUGGGCCAGACAGAGUCCUUGUCCCGAGCCCCAACCAUCACGAAACUCAACAGCAUCCGACGCCAGGUCACCAACGAGGUCAAAGACAAGCUUACCAAGAUCGGCUUUUUCGACCCCAAAUUCAACAAAAUCAAGACCGUGCUCCAUUUCAUCAAGGGCUACGCUUUCAUUACCGGUGUAAUUAUGGCCAUCUACAGUCUCUACUGGGGAACGAUGUACCACCGCAACUCGCGACUUAAAAGCUUCCAUUUCUGGGUUGUUGUUGAUGAGAACGACCUGCUUUCGCAUUACGUUGUCGAGGCUACCAAAAUGAUGCCAUUGAUCGGCACGUGGCUCCCCAAGCCGUACCAGACCAUCUCCAACGACACAGAUCAGUUGCACUCGAUUCUGGCACAUAAAGUUUACAGACAGCAAAUCUGGGGCGCUGUACUUGUACAGCCGGGGGCCGGGUCGCGCUAUCUGGAAGCGUUGCAGAAGGGCACGAGCUUCAACACGUCGGACGUCGUGGAGGUGAUCUACGAGACGGGCCGCGACUAUGUGGCCGAGUCGUCCUACUUUACGCGGGGCUUUGCGCAGCUGCAAACAUUUUUCACCGAAUUACAGCCCAACAUGACCGCUCGUCUCGUGGAAGAGUUGUCGGACGAGCAGAAACUGAAUAGUCUGCAGCAACUUUUGACGCCAAUCAUUUUCAAAACUACUGAUCUCACCCCCUCACACCUUCUGGUGCCGAUAGUAGCUGGUCCGCAGCAGUUCGGUCUCGUGUACUUGCAUCUGUUGUCGCUACUCCAGUUUGCGUUUUUCCAGCCAUACCACAACAAAAUCGCGUCGCAGCUCAAAGACGGCUCGUAUCUAGCGUUCCGGCUGAUCUCUUCGCAGAUAACGUACCUGGUACUUGGACUAGGGUACACGCUUGUGCAGGUGUUCUUCCAAAUCGACAUAUACUCAGGGUACCCACAAAAGGUGGGGUUUCUCAUCUUUUGGCUCGUGUCGUACCUGGUGCUGUCGUCGCUUGGUGGUGUCAACGAGAACAUUAGCAUUUUUCUGCAGGCUGCCAAACCCAAUCUAAUCCCAAUGUGGAUGUUUUUCUGGAUGGUGUCGAACAUCGCCCCCACAUAUUACCCGCUAAACUUGAGUCCCAAGUUUUAUCGUUAUGGAUACAUGAUGCCUAUAAAGAACGGCUACGAUCUGUACAAAACGCUGCUGUUCAACACUUAUAAGGACGCAAACAUGCCGCGCAACGUGUGCGUCCUGAUAGGCUGGGUCGUGGUCACCAACUGCCUGCUGCCGUUCACAAUGAGAAAGUGCGACUGCUCAAAAAGAUCAAGCGACUGCGUAAGAAGAAGCUCCACGUGA